Molecule: messenger RNA, 2856 nt
Organism: Pichia membranifaciens NRRL Y-2026
Lineage: Eukaryota; Fungi; Ascomycota; Pichiomycetes; Pichiales; Pichiaceae
Exons: 1
Coding region: 1-2856 (951 amino acids)
Biological process (GO): nucleotide-excision repair involved in interstrand cross-link repair; double-strand break repair via single-strand annealing, removal of nonhomologous ends; double-strand break repair via homologous recombination
Cellular component (GO): nucleotide-excision repair factor 1 complex
Molecular function (GO): single-stranded DNA binding; damaged DNA binding; single-stranded DNA endonuclease activity
Source: RefSeq, a predicted model, not a curated record
AUGUCGUCAGAUGCUGUCGGUUCGGAAACGGGCGCCCGGAAGGACGUGCUUGAGGUGAACUUCUCUCUGCUCUUAAAGUUCCAGGAAAAGAUCGUCGUGGAUCUAGUUGAAGAGGAUGCGCUGUUGGUGUUAGGUCGGGGACUUGGAAUUGACCAGAUUGUGUCGAAUCUCUUGCAUGUGCUUUUGCAGUCGACGGGAGACAAUAAGCGACCGUUGAUCAUGCUCAUCAACGCCUCGGAGGAGGAAAACCGGCUCAUCGAGGAGUCUUUGAUGGAGCUUGCGUGGAACUACGACGACGACCCGGACCACGAAGAUAACCACGAGAGCAGCAACAAGAAAACCGCUUUUGGGUUCUCGUCGAUCAUCGGCGACGCCGGGACUGUUGACCGGCGCCGAGACCUGUACGCUAACGGCGGGAUUGUGUCGGUGUCGAACCGGGUGUUGGUGACGGACAUGCUUAGCCACGUUGUGGAGCCAAAGGUGAUCACUGGUCUCGUCAUCUUGCAUGCAGAAAACAUCUCCCAGUAUUCGAUGGACCGGUUUGUGGUGAACUUGUACCGACGGGAUAACAAGUGGGGGUUUGUGAAGGCGUUGUCGGACGACCCGGAGAGGUGCUGCAGGGGGUUCCAGCCGCUCCAGACAAAGUUGAAGUACUUUAAACUUGAAAGCUCUUUCCUAUGGCCCAGAUUCCAUAUUGGCGUUACCGAGUCGAUCAAGCGCAAGACGAAGGGUACCAAUCACGCUUCCUUUAACAAGGUGACCGAGGUCAGGAUCAAGAUGACCGACUACAUGACAAAAAUUCAGAACUCUCUAAUGGCGAGUAUGGAGCUCCUCAUUGGAGAACUGAGAAGAAAUAACCCGGACAUUGCCUCCGAGUACUGGUCGAUCGAAAAUGCCCUUGAUGACAACUUCAUCCAAUCAAUUGUGGGAACGCUGAACCCGGUGUGGCACCGGAUCUCCGUCACGACGAAGAAGGUCUUGUCCGAAUUAUCAACAGUGAAGGGGUUUCUCCUAGACCUGUUCCAAUACGACUCCGUUACUUUCUAUCAAAAUAUAAAGAGCUUUGUUAACGAGAACACACAGUCGAUCUCUAACAAAGAAUCAUUGUGGUUGAUGAUACCAGAAGCGUCCGCCACUAUUGCGUGUAGUAAAGACCGUGUCUAUCGAAAAAUCAAGACUGCAGACCCUCGACAGAUGAACUCCAGAGACAACAGUACUGAAAACAUGUUACUCGAAGAGAUGCCCAAAUGGGAGCAGUUGAUGCUGAUUUUGGACGAGAUUAACGAUGAAAAACUACAGCAUGAUGUCACAGACGAUGGGCCUACUGUCAUUGCAUGUAAGUCGAGACUCACUUGCCACCAAUUAGAGAGAGUUCUUUCGAAAUACCAGAUAUUCGACAAUGAUGGUGUAAGGUCUUACAGUUUUAGAAAAAUCAUGACAGCGGAACUCAAAUAUCAGAAAAAUAGAAGGAAUAGAGGGACUUUGAUGAAAAAGAUGAAUGAUGAGUUGAGAAAGGUGACUACUGAAAACAACGAAACUAAUGGAGUAAAAGAUGAUGAUGUGCUAAUAUCAAAGACGUUCACGAAGAAUCGUUUCAGAAAUACGGAUAGAAGGAGAAGCAGGGGAGGAAGUGUCAUUGCACAGCAUAACAGGUUGAUGAACUUGAGACCUGAUGAUGAUGAUAUUAAUGAUGACGCCGAUGCUGAUUUUGACAUCGAUGAAGCUGCACCGGAAUCACUUGGCUUUGAAUUUGACGACUUUUAUGCCCCAGAGAAUAAUGUUGAAUACAACUUGUUAGAAAGAACCGACGAAAUUAUAAUCACAACCUUUGAAAGUGUAAUAUUGGAAGAGACACUACCAUCCUACAUUAUUUGCUAUGAACCCGACCUUACCUUUGUAAGAACCGUUGAGUUGUAUCAAGCGUCAUUGAAUUCAGCAAAAUGCUUUUUCAUGUACUACGGAGAAUCUGUUGAGGAACAGAUUUAUUUGACCUCUAUCAAGCACGAAAAAGAUGCAUUUACCAAACUCAUUCGAGAGAAAGCCAACAUGCCGAAAUACUUUAGCACUGAGGAUGAUGAGAAAAGCAAGUUUGAAGAAAGUUUUAGACAUUUGAACUCAAAUACCAGAAUUGCAGGUGGUGGAUUAACUGCCUUAAGAACUUCCAAGGUGAUUAUAGAUAUGAGAGAUUUUGUAUCCCAGUUACCAUUUGUUUGCUAUUUGGCAGGCUUAGAAGUAGUUCCUGCAAUGCUUACAGUUGGGGACUAUAUUCUCUCCGACGAGAUAUGUGUCGAAAGAAAAGCAGUUCGUGACUUGAUUGAUUCAUUAGAGAAUGGCAGAUUAAUGAAACAAUGUGAAAGUAUGUUCAGAUGGUAUGCCAGACCUGUAUUGCUCAUUGAGUUUGAAGAAGGAAAGUCUUUUUCGUUUGAACCUUUUACAACUGGGUUCCUAACCAACAACUCAACCAAGCAUAUAAGAAAUGCCGAUUUAGAGCAAUUGCAGUUGAGACUGGCAGCUUUGGUUAGAUCCUUCCCUCGACUAAGCAUACUGUGGAGUAGCUCACCUUUUGAAACCGCUAGAUUGUUCAGAGAGCUAAAGGUUCAUCAAAACGAACCAGACAUUGAGUUUGCAUUGACUGCCGGAAUGAACGAUACGGAUAGUGGAUCGGGAUUUAAUGAAGAUGCUAUAAAAUUUCUCAGAUUGAUACCAGGUAUAACGGAUUCUAACUCACUUUUGAUUAUCGGCAAGGUCAAAAAUCUUUAUGACUUUUGUCAGAUGAAUGCUGCUGACAUGGCCGAAAUAAUAGGUAACGAAAAUGCACAAAAGGCCCACAAAUUUAUAAACAAACAAUACAAGUGA